CCAUGGAUUGUUACAGACCUUCACCAAGCAACUCCUGGAUUUACCCCACUGUGAUUCUCUGCUUAUUUGGGUUUUUCGCCACGAUGAGACCCUCAGAACCAUUCCUUAUCCCAUAUUUAUCUGGACCAAAUAAAAACCUGACCACUGAAGAGAUCACGAAUGAGAUCCUUCCCGUGUGGACCUACUCCUACCUGGCGCUGCUGCUCCCCGUGUUCGUCCUCACCGAUUACGUCCGCUACAAGCCAGUCAUCAUCUUACAAGGGGUCAGCUUCAUCAUCACCUGGCUGCUGCUCUUGUUUGGCCAAGGAGUGAUGUCCAUGCAGGUUGUCGAGUUCUUCUACGGUAUGGUCACCGCCACCGAGGUGGCCUACUACGCCUACAUCUACAGCGUGGUCAGCCCAGAGCACUAUCAGAAAGUGAGUGGCUACUGCCGGAGCGUCACGCUGGUGGCCUACACAGCCGCCUCCGUGCUGGCCCAGCUCUUGGUGUCCCUGGCCGACCUGUCCUACUUCUACCUCAACGUCAUAACCCUGGUCUCCGUCUCCACAGCCUUCCUGUUCUCACUUUUUCUACCGAUGCCCAAGAAGAGCAUGUUUUUUCAUGCAAAACCCAGCAAAGAAAUAAAGACGUCACCUAGCAUGAGUGCGGUGCUAGCGGAACCUCCGGAAGGUGAAACCUUAGGAUGCGGAAAGCGGAAAUCCGCCUCGGAAAUACCCACGGCUCCGGGCAGCCCGAGUGAGGCCCAGCUGAGCAGCCCGGCACCGAAGGCCGAGACUCUGCAAGUUUUCGUGCAGUGGUUCCGAGAUUUGAAGGAGUGCUACUCCUCAAAGCAUCUUUUCUACUGGUCCCUGUGGUGGGCUUUCUCCACGGCAGGUUUUAACCAGGUUUUAAACUAUGUUCAAAUCCUGUGGGAUUACAAGGCACCGUUGCAAGAUUCUUCCAUCUAUAAUGGGGCAGUAGAAGCUAUUGCAACAUUUGGAGGGGCUCUGGCUGCCUUUGCAGUGGGUUACGUGAAAGUCAACUGGGAUCUUCUGGGAGAGUUGGCCCUGGCACUGUUCUCAGUGGUCAGUGCCGGCUCUCUACUGCUCAUGCAUUACACAGCCAACAUCUGGGCUUGCUAUGCUGGCUACUUGAUAUUCAAGUCCAGCUACAUGCUUCUUAUAACCAUAGCCGUAUUUCAGAUUGCAGUCAACCUGAGUGUGGAGCGCUAUGCCCUGGUGUUUGGAAUCAACACUUUCAUUGCCUUGGUGAUUCAGACCAUCAUGACUGUGAUCGUAGUCGAUCCAAGAGGGCUCAACCUCCCAAUCAGCAUUCAGUUUUUAGUUUAUGGUAGUUAUUUUGCAGUCAUUGCUGGAAUUUUCCUAAUGAGAAGCACAUAUAUCAUCUACUCAGCCAAAUGGCUAAGGGAAGAACAGAGCCUUGCUACAAGUCAGAAUGCAGAUGGGCCACACCCAGAGGAACCAAGAAAUACCACCACGUCAACAAGGCUCUAACCUUAUUACAUCAGAAGCUGCAGAGGUUUGAAAGUCACUGAAUGAAAAUGCAAGAUUUUGAGAUGGAUGGAAUAUGUUUUUGUCAUAAACUGACAUGCUUUGCAAGUCUGGAUUCCAAUGCACCUU
Molecule: messenger RNA, 1619 nt
Organism: Otolemur garnettii (small-eared galago)
Lineage: Eukaryota; Metazoa; Chordata; Mammalia; Primates; Galagidae
Gene: SLC19A3
Product: solute carrier family 19 member 3
Exons: 5
Coding region: 3-1493 (496 amino acids)
Biological process (GO): vitamin transport; transmembrane transport
Cellular component (GO): plasma membrane
Molecular function (GO): thiamine transmembrane transporter activity
Source: RefSeq, a predicted model, not a curated record